Molecule: messenger RNA, 3764 nt
Organism: Coregonus sp. 'balchen'
Lineage: Eukaryota; Metazoa; Chordata; Actinopteri; Salmoniformes; Salmonidae
Source: the annotation of a GenBank genome assembly
GAGGUGCUGAUGAUGUUGGACAACUAUGUGCGGGACUUUAAAGCUCUGAUCGACUGGAUCCAGCUGCAGGAGAAGUUGGAGAAAACAGAUGCCCAGAACAGGUGAUCUAUCUAUGCCUAGGCUCUCUUCUCUUCUUUUCUCCCUCUGUCUCUCCCUCUCCCUUUCUCUCGCUCCCUGAGGGGAACCGCUAAGUGCCAUCUCUACUCCCUGGCUUUGAGUCACAAACACACUAGAUCAAUAGGCUUGCCUUGGCUGUAAUUCAAGGCGAUCCACCAGUUUAUUUGCUCCUCUUUAACACAAUGACCACAACACCCGUAAAUGAAUUAAGGUAUAAAAAUCCAAGUUUUUAAGUUGCCUCCCAAGUUUAAGUUGCCUCGAUCAGUCAACCUGAAACUUUUGUGUGUGUUUUUUGUGUUCCCAUAAAUUGAAUUGUUUUUAGCUAAAGUGAGAUACAAAUCGGCCGCUAUGGUACUACAGUAUAUUACAAGUUUAUGAAACAUUUAUUAUUUUAUUUGUCCUCUCUGAAUCUAGACCCACGUCUUUGGCAUGGGAAGUGCGUAAGAUGUCCCCAGGUCGUCAUGUGAUGCCCAGCCCGUCAUCUGACAGGAUCGUCCCCUCUCCUAGUGCUCGCCGUGCCCUCAACUUUGGGUAAGAUUUCUCCAUCUCAUUUCUGGUUCGGUUGACAGCCCUAAUCUCCACUGUUUCUGAUUUGAACUAAAAGUGCUUACCAUCAUGUUAAUGUAAUGACUGCCAGUCAUUAUGAACACACACCAUUAUACAGCAGUCAUCAGAAUCCCUCCUCACUUUACUCCCCAUCAGCACAUUCUGGGAAGCAGCAUGUCCUCUGUUUCCUCUCCGCUAUAUUACGUGUAAUACAGUCAGCCAUCAUUACAUGUUCACAGUUAGAGUAAAGGGAACACAAAUGCUAAUUUAACAAAAAGGCCAUUAAAACCUCUAAUUAAUAAAUCAAUGUGCAAUAUAAUGUGCCAACUGGUCUGGGUUGGUAGAGGCUGCUCUGUGAUCUGCUGGUAAGGGGAUUGAUUGCUGAUGUUGAGGCAUUUGUUUAAUGUAAUUUGUUGAGUCCCUCACUAGCCUCGCCACAGAAACGAUAAAAGUGUGGUUAAAGACUGCUGAAGCAUCAGUUCAAUAUGUGCAGUGCCCUGUAAUCGGAUGCUGCAGGAAAUGGGUAUUGAUCAUUAGGGAGGUUUGUAGACCCUGAGAGUGUUGGGAGGAAAGCCUGGGUCAGACACCAGCCUGGGAGAGGCAGAUGGAGCUGCUCACCUUAUGGUCAACUCUUAUUACUCUUGCUGGAGUAGUCAGUGACGUCACAGCCAUUGUUUAGAACAGUGUUCACCAACCGGUCGAUCUUCAAGGCAUUCCUAGUCGAUUUAUUUAUUUGUAUUUGUGUUACGCUGUUGGCGGUAGGUGCACUUGAUUCAGAGGCACUGCGCACCGGGUUGGCAACGUGUUCCCAUUUUGAUCCACUUCAUUUGUCUGAAAAGCAGACCGGGAGAUCUGUGGCUAAAUCGAGUGCACCUACUGCGCUGGCCAAUCGGAUAGCUCAAAUCACCGUGCCUAUGGCUACCACGACCCCGGCCACAGUUUGAUACUAGCCUACCUGAGAUUUCAUAACUUUUAAAACCAUGACCGUAGAGAGACUGUCAAAGAAUAUAGCAAAGAGCUGCUGUUUUUAUGAGUGAGUUUGUCAAAUUUUUAUUCAACACUAUUACAAAACAUAAAACAUGCUUCUCCCUACUUCCACUCGUGCUGCAAUGAUUGAGUAGCCAAGUGUAUCGAUAGCCCUGCGUUUUUAUUAUUAGGAGCUUGUCGUGUCUAUUUAAAUAUUGAGGAAUAUUUCACUUUCUCUGGUCAUAGGAUCAACAUGAAUUUGUGCAUGAGGCAGAUGCGGUCCUACUCGAGUUUCGCCAUCAGGUGGAAGAUGGUAUCCCUUCUCUCUGAUCAGUCUCACCGGAGGAAAGGAAGGAGAGAGCAGGGACCGUGAGAGGCGGACACUCUGUUGCUCUCUCCCUCCCUCUGCUGAGAUUAAUGCCGUGUUCAAAACAACUGGUAACUCGGAAAUCUGCAACUUCAGUGCGUUCAAGACAACUGGAAACACUGGGAAAAAAACAAGCUCCCUCUGGGAAAAAUCUUUUUCAACGGUCAUCCUACUCAGAAUUCCAAGUCGGAAACUCUGGCAUCCUUCUAGAGCUUUGACUUUCCGAAGUACAGAGUUUAAUGCGUUCACAUAUAUCAAACGCCCCAAGCGUCAAAAGGAACAAGCUCAAGGGAAAACAUCCACCUUGGUAUAAAUACAAUAUUGAGUAGCUCAACCGAGCUAACAUGCUCUCACAAUAAACAAUCACUCACAAAGACAAGGGGAACAGAGGGAACACUUAUACACAUACUAUUUAGGGGAAUGAGCACCAGGUGUGUGUGAUUGACAAGACAUGACAAGUGGAGUGAUGAGAAUGAGAUCGGCAGUAGCUAGUACUCCGGUGACGACGAACGCCGAAGCCUGCCCGAACAAGGAGGAGGGGCAGCCUCGGUGGACAUCGUGACAGUUGACCUCGUUUUUUUUUUUCCAGAGUUUCCAGUUGGCUUGAAAGCACCAUGACCAUCAGUCCAGUAAACUAAAAAAGCACCAUGACCAUCAGAUACAGGUACCAUCAGUCCAGUAAAAUAAAAAAGCAAAUUAUUUAAAUUUAUGCUCAGCUGUGCGCCUCGCAAGUGCUACACCAACUGAUUUAUUUUGUUAUCAAAGCUCGAGUUUUGAAAUAUAUUAUGGUCUGAUAAGAACAAUAUUGGCAGGCCAGGCAGAUGGCCAAUAUGCUGUGAUAAUGUAUUAGGCCUACUGCACAAACGUCAUUCCUACAGAAAUGUUUUUAUUAGGUUCAUGUUAAGUUUUUUAAAUCUGAGCGGUAGAUCUGCGCUUGCUUUUUGACUGCUAAAGUGAUCUUGACUCUGAAAAGUUUGGUGACCACUGGUGUAAAAUGUACUGUUGGACCGGCAGUUGUGUAGAGGAGAGGCUGUGUCUAUCAAAACAAAUGAUUUACAUGAUCUCUGUGGUGAAAUGCUUCUGUGUAUGUUGACAUUGCUGUCUUCUGGUUUUGAGUGAUUUGUGUUUAUCUCUCCAGUGGUCCUCCACCCACACUGGCCGUAGCUCGUCUGUCCCACACAGGCCCCAGCUGGGCUGACCGGGUCAAGUCCUCCCAGUCCUCCCAGUCCAUUCCUGUCCCCAGCCAAGUCAACAACUGUCCCGCAGAGAAACCAGGUAAGCAGAGCCCCCGCAUGAAAUUUAGAGGCUGAACUAUAUGAUCCUUGUAGGCUGAACUAUAUGCCCCCGUGUAGCUCAGUUGGUAGAGCAUGGCGUUUGCAACGCCAGGGUUGUGGGUUCGUUUCCCACGGGGGGGCAGUAUGAAACAUGUAUGCACUCACUAACUGUAAGUCGCUCUGGAUAAGAGCGUCUGCUAAAUGACUAAAAUGUAAAUGUAAAUGUAAUCCUUACAUGGUUUGUGGGUCCUUUUAUAAUCAGUGCAUGUAAACCCCUCUCAAGGUGUGUAUCCUCUUCUGAUUGAUGUCUGUGGAGCAACACUUCUAAUGAGUCUGUGUGUCCUUCACUGUGUCCAGGUAAGAAGGACUCUGAGGGCUGGGAGACAGUCCAGCGUGGGCGUCCUGCACGGCCUCGCUCUGCCGCCAGCGUAGCCAAGGUCAGCCCGGUCCUGGCCCACAUCAGCCCUAAAGACGACAGCAACAAGGAGAACUAG